GGUCAAGCACACAGCGAGUUAAUGCGGUGGCAGGCAGACACUAAGCUACAAAAGUGCAACAAGAUUUGUAAAGAUUUCGGAGGAAUACAUUGAUAGGUCAGCGAUGCCCCGACAUGUGAUCCGGGUCCAGCCGCAAAGUAGGUGCCUCCAGGGGACAGAGCAGUGGAGCACGGGUCUGUGUGCGUGUCAUGAAGAGAUGGGAGACUGCUGCUUUGCACUCUGCUGCCUCCCUGUGUUCACCUGUAAGGUGAGCAGCAAGGCGGGCGCGUGCCCACUGCUACCCCUGCUGGACUGUAUCGGCUGCGUGCCCCCGGCCUCCCUCGCCAUCAGGGCCUCUGUGAGGGAACGAUACGGCAUACAGGGCAGCGUGUGGAGCGACUGCCUGUACGGAUGCUGCUGCUACUCACUAUCUUGGAUGCAGAUCUCCAGAGAGCUGAAAAGAAGGGCUGCAGCUCACACCUCCUCUUCAUCCUCCUCCUCCUCGUCCUUGUCCUCUUCUGCAGCCAAAUACAUUAGACUCCCUCCCCUGCAGGGGUCGCACUUGGUCUGAACCACUCGGACUCACUGUGCUCAUCAGCUUUCAUGUCAUCAUAUUAUUUUAAAAACACAGGGAUGAUGUUGUGUGCAGAGGUAUGUGAAGAGUUUUUGCCAAGAAAUGCCAAAAUUAACAUAUAUAGCUAUUUGUUAGUCUCUUAUAUUUGAAUACAAAUAAAAACAGCUUGCAGUGUCAACCCCAAAAAUAUAAGGGCACCACCACUGGGUAACAGUUGUUAGCAGUAGUGAUUUAUAAAAACAGAUUGAAUAAAUGCAUGUCUAGAUUUGUCACAAUUCGAAGUUAGAAAAAAUUUUAAAAAAUUAAUUUCGACCCUAAUAAGAGGAUUGGUGUUCACUGCUUUCACUCACCGCUGUAUGGUGUUCAUGUAAAUGUCCGUGGCACGUGCACAUAUACAUAUACAACAGCACAUAUACGACAGCAGCCUCAAAGAAGCACCCAAUAAUUUGUAAUCGUUGUGUGGUUAUGAUAAGCUAUUAGGGGUGUAACUAUUUGUUUUACUAACAAUUCGAUUCGUAUCACGUUUCGUGGUUGCCGAUACCAUUCAGGGCCGAUAUUGGUUCAUUUAGAAUGAUACGAUCCUACCUACUUUUUAUCUUGUUCUGAAGCUCCGAUACAUGAGUUUGAAAAGGACUUGGACUUAACUUUCCUGUAUACCCAAUAUCAUAUGAAAAAAUUGCAUUUUUAGGCUGGCUGCAGUUACACUACUCUUUGAUGUCCAGUCGCGGGCCGCAAGAUACGAUUUGGUGGGCCGCAAAUGGCCAGAGGGCCGCGAGUUUGAGACCCCUGGUCUAGAGCAAAGUGCACAAAACGCCUUUACUUUGCAUAUUGUCCCCAUAAAUGUCACUUAAAAGGAGUUUCAAAUAAGGCCAGAUGAGUUGAAUAUGAAUACUGAAUAAAGUGAAUGAACUGACCAAAAGAAGAAGAAAUGAAUCAGCUGUAUUUCACAGGUCAACUACAACUCCCAUGACCACCACAUACCCGGAAGACAAUGACAUCACUGGAGGAUCAAACUUGCAAACUAUAAUAAUAGUAUAUAAUGUUAUAUAAUAAUGUAUUUUUUUUCUUGAAUAUUUCAACACUAUGCUACUAAAAUUACAUUAUUUUUCCUCAUAAUAUUAUGAGUUUAAAAAUAAAACGUAAAAUUAUGCCUUUUUCUCUUAGGUUACAACUUUUUUCUCUUAGUAUAUUGACUUUGACUUUUACAAAAAUACUGCAGUUUGCUGUUGUUGUUUUUUUGUUUUUUUUCUUGUUCAAUUACAUUUUUAGAAUGUGCUGCUGGCCAAAAACAGCCAAAUGCCGAAAAUGGCCCCGCACUUUGGACAUCCCUGCUUUAAACUACAGUCAUGGAAAAAAAUGAUUAGACCACCCUUGUUUCUUCAGUUUCUUGUUCAUUUUAAUGCCUGAUACAACUAAAGGUACCUUUGU
This is a messenger RNA of Dunckerocampus dactyliophorus (ringed pipefish), 1981 nucleotides long. RefSeq names its product cornifelin homolog B-like. NCBI's taxonomy places the organism in Eukaryota, Metazoa, Chordata, Actinopteri, Syngnathiformes, Syngnathidae. The record is from RefSeq and is a predicted model, not a curated record. Bases 104 to 550 code for a protein of 148 amino acids. The transcript is spliced from 4 exons.